AAAUGGCGCCGAAAUCGUGUAGCGUUCAGUACAAGCCAUCUUCAGUGUAACUGAGAGAGAGAGAAUAACAAAUACUAUAUUGAACGCACCGCAAUCAAACAGUCGAAUCGCAUAUUCUUAUAACCCGACACAGCACGAAAAACCACACAAAAUCCAUAAAUUCCAUUCAAAUUCUAGUUUUAAAUUAUUCAUAUUCAUUUCAUUGAUAUUUAUUUGUAAAAAUGCAAGUAAUUUCAUAAACAUUUGUAACACAAGCAAUACAUAAACCAGCCAAAAGACGCUAACAAUUGACAAGCAUUGAGACAGAGAGCUACCAAAGUAAUUGAUUGAUUGAGGAAGAACAAAAUAAGAGAGAAGAAAAAAAAAGUAUUUUGACAUAAUCACCACUCAAAGCGAGUCGACUGAACUAGUCACGAUUCGGACUGAGUGUGGUUACCAUCCGACAAAUUUUAACCAAUACCGAAUCAACUAGGAACCAUCCAAUGGCGGAUUACAGUGACUUGGAUCGACAAAUCGAACAGCUAAAACGAUGCGAAAUCAUUCGUGAAAGUGAAGUCAAAGCACUAUGUGCCAAGGCACGAGAGAUUCUCGUCGAAGAGGGAAAUGUUCAACGUGUCGAUUCACCAGUUACGGUGUGCGGCGAUAUCCACGGGCAAUUUUAUGAUCUCAAGGAAUUGUUUAAGGUUGGCGGCGAUGUGCCCGAAACAAACUACCUGUUUAUGGGCGAUUUUGUCGAUCGCGGCUAUUACAGUGUAGAAACAUUUCUGCUGCUAUUGGCACUGAAAGUACGCUAUCCAGACAGAAUAACAUUGAUUCGCGGCAACCACGAAUCCCGACAAAUUACUCAAGUCUAUGGAUUUUAUGAUGAAUGCUUACGCAAAUAUGGAUCGACCGAUGUAUGGCGCUAUUGUACAGAAAUAUUCGACUAUUUAAGUUUAUCGGCGAUCAUAGAUGGUAAAAUAUUCUGCGUACACGGUGGCCUCAGCCCAUCGAUACAGUAUUUAGAUCAAAUUCGAACAAUUGACCGCAAACAAGAGGUUCCACACGAUGGACCCAUGUGUGAUCUACUUUGGAGCGAUCCAGAAGACACAAUCGGAUGGGGUGUAUCGCCUCGUGGUGCUGGUUAUCUUUUUGGAUCUGACGUUGUGACACAAUUCAAUAAUGCCAACGACAUCGAUAUGAUUUGUCGAGCGCAUCAACUGGUUAUGGAAGGAUACAAAUGGCAUUUCAACGAGACUGUUCUGACCGUAUGGUCAGCACCAAACUAUUGCUAUAGAUGUGGAAACGUAGCUGCUAUACUUGAGCUGAAUGACCAUCUGCAUAGAAAUUUCAUCAUAUUUGAAGCAGCACCGCAAGAAAGUCGAGGCAUUCCAUCAAAGAAACCGCAAACGGAGUACUUCCUGUAAAUGGACCAUUUCAUCGUGAAUGUCAACCAACAUUUGAUUAGCCGACCAUUAUCGUCAGUGUACUUUUUUUUAACCCAUUACGAUUUUCGAUUGUGAACCCAUGAAAAAAAAGAAAAGGAAAAAAACAAACCAACAAAGCGAAAGCAGCCAAAACACACACACACACAAAACAGAGGAACAUAAUCAAUUUCAUAACUUUUUUCUACAUUUAUUUUUAUAAAUUGAACGUUUCACUUGUUUUAAUGACAACAACAGAGAGAAAAAAAGAGUAAAUUCCCAUAUUUUCAUUUGAUUUCGACCCAAAUCAGGCAUUUUACAAUUACAUUUUUAAAUGAUUUGUUCUGGAGGGGAAUCAAUCACUUAGUUACUAUUACCAUUAUGUGGACAUUUAAGUUUUGUGUAAGUUUUUCGGAAAUUACUCAACCAGCUUAGUUUAGAUGAUACAAAAGAAAGAGUUUGAACAAUUGUAUUUGGUCACUGUAAUUGGUGACGAUGCGAACAUUCGCUCACGAAAGGUUGUUCUUGUUCAGGUCAAUUAAUUGGAUCUUCCAUUGCGAAUUAUCUCCGGCAUACACACCAAACAAAUACCCCAAAAUAGCGAAUAGUCGCAAUGAGAACCUAAAUCGAAAACCCAAUAUAAAUUUUUUUUUCGUCUAAAAUAAAGACUUGGAACAGUAGGUGUUUCAUCCAGAACGGUAUACAUAUUCGUAACAGUGAAAACGAGACGAUGGAAACAAAAUCAUAAAUAUAGUAGAAAAAGCUAACACAAAAUAAUCAUUAGACAAAGACUAUCGUCAAUGAUUUCAUUUUAGUAAUGUAAGAAAUUAAAAAAAAAGAAUAGACGAAUUGGAGCAUAAAUGUUCACAUAAGCAAA
Molecule: messenger RNA, 2280 nt
Organism: Sitodiplosis mosellana (orange wheat blossom midge)
Lineage: Eukaryota; Metazoa; Arthropoda; Insecta; Diptera; Cecidomyiidae
Gene: Pp4-19C
Product: serine/threonine-protein phosphatase 4 catalytic subunit
Exons: 5
Coding region: 483-1406 (307 amino acids)
Biological process (GO): peptidyl-serine dephosphorylation; double-strand break repair via homologous recombination
Cellular component (GO): nucleus; cytoplasm
Molecular function (GO): protein serine/threonine phosphatase activity
Source: RefSeq, a predicted model, not a curated record